AUGGGCUUCAGAUUCUUGGAUAUUGUGAAGCCAUUCUCUCACCUCAUUCCAGAGGUGGCUCAACCAGAUAGAAAGAUUCCAUUCCGUGAGAAGGUUCUAUGGACGGCAAUGUGUUUGUUUGUGUACUUGGUGUGCAGUCAGGUGCCACUGUACGGUAUUAGAUCGAAUGAUUCCUCUGAUCCAUUCUACUGGAUGAAGGUUAUCAUGGCCUCGAACAGAGGUACUCUUAUGGAGUUGGGUAUUGGACCAAUCGUCACAUCUGGCAUGGUCAUUCAAUUGUUGGCCGGUGCCAAGCUUAUCGAAGUCGAUCAGUCCGUCAAGGAGGAUCGUGAUCUCUUCUCUGCCGCUCAAAAGUUGUUCGGUAUGUUGAUCUGUAUUGGACAAGGAACAGCUUACAUUUGGUCUGGAACGUACGGUGACCCCGCCACUUUGGGCUUUGGUAACGCUUUGCUCAUUAUUCUGCAGUUGUUCUUUGCCGGCAUUAUUGUUAUGUUGCUGGACGAGUUGCUCCAGAAGGGCUACGGCAUUGGAUCAGGUAUCUCAUUGUUCAUCGCCACUAACAUCUGUGAGAGCAUCAUUUGGAAGACAUUCUCGCCAACCACCAUCAACACUGGCCGUGGCACCGAGUUUGAGGGCGCCAUCAUUGCCCUCUUCCACCUGCUGUUGACCCGUACCGACAAGGUCCGUGCCCUGAAGGAGGCCUUCUACAGACAGAACCUGCCCAACGUCACCAACUUGAUGGCCACCAUCUUUAUCUUCUUGGUCGUCAUCUACUUCCAGGGAUUCCGUGUCGACCUCCCAGUCAAGAGCUCCCGCGUCCGUGGCCAGUCUGGCUCAUACCCAAUCAAGCUGUUCUACACCUCGAACAUCCCAAUCAUCCUGCAGUCGGCCUUGGUCAGCAACCUCUACUUUGUGUCGCAGCUGUUGUACCGCCGUUUCCCCGAGAACAUCCUGAUCAACUUGAUUGGCUCGUGGAGAAUGACCGACUAUGGUGGAAUGAUCCCAACCGGAGGUAUCACCUACUACAUCUCGCCCCCACACAACAUGUCUGCCGUCGUGGCCGACCCCAUGCACGCACUGUGCUACAUCGUCUUCAUGCUGACCUCUUGUGCUCUGUUCUCCAAGGUCUGGAUCGAGGUCAGUGGCUCAUCAGCCCGUGACGUUGCCAAGCAGCUGCGCGACCAACAGAUGACCAUCAAGGGUUACCGUGACUCCAUGUUGGUCAAGGAGUUGAACCGUUACAUCCCCACCGCCGCCGCCUUUGGAGGUCUUUGCAUUGGUGCCUUGACCGUCAUUGCCGACUUUAUGGGUGCCAUCGGAUCCGGUACCGGUAUCCUCUUGGCCGUCACCAUCAUCUACCAAUACUUUGAGACAUUCGUCAAGGAGCAGCAAGACUUUGGUGGAUUGGCUGGUUUGUUCUAA
Acytostelium subglobosum LB1 is the source of this 1422-nucleotide messenger RNA. RefSeq lists its product as hypothetical. Gene Ontology annotation, molecular function: ribosome binding; signal sequence receptor activity; transmembrane protein transporter activity. Gene Ontology annotation, cellular component: membrane; Sec61 translocon complex. Bases 1 to 1422 code for a protein of 473 amino acids. The transcript has 3 exons. NCBI's taxonomy places the organism in Eukaryota, Evosea, Eumycetozoa, Acytosteliales, Acytosteliaceae. Gene Ontology annotation, biological process: post-translational protein targeting to membrane, translocation; SRP-dependent cotranslational protein targeting to membrane, translocation. The record is from RefSeq and is a predicted model, not a curated record.